GGUGAGGUAAUGUUACCCGGAAGGACUCCCAUGGAUCUGGCUGGACCGUCACCAUGUACUCGAUCAAUACUAUGGUACAGUACCGCGGGCUCCACGAUCUACGCUGGAAUGCGCCCCUCGCCCCCCUCGCCAGCUUCCCCUCUCUAGUAGCCUUCACCCCCCAAUCUUCUUCGUGUUGGCUUUAUUUAAUAAGGAUGGAAAUCCCGCUCUUCUUCAAUUGUUUCUCCCUCUCUCCUCUCUCCUUCUCUCAGACCACAGCUCUAUCCUUCCACCAUGGCUGACCUUUUCACCACCAUCGAGACCCCCUCCGUCAAAUAUGAACAGCCUCUGGGCUUGUUCAUCAACAAUGAGUUCGUCAAGGGUGUCGAAGGCAAGACCUUUGAGACCAUCAACCCUACCACCGAGAAGCCUAUUGUUGCCGUCCACGAAGCAACCGAGCAGGAUGUAGACCUUGCCGUUGCUGCUGCUCGCAAGGCCUUUGAGGGUUCCUGGCGCCAUGUUACUCCCACCGAUCGUGGCCGCCUGCUGACCAAGCUGGCCGACCUUUUCGAGCGUGAUCUCGAUAUCUUGGCUUCUAUCGAAUCCCUUGACAAUGGUAAAUCUAUCACCAUGGCUAAGGUCGAUGUCGCCAACGCUGCUGGUUGCUUGCGCUACUAUGGUGGUUGGGCCGAUAAGAUUCAUGGUCAGACCAUUGACACCAACUCGGAGACCUUGAACUACACUCGCCACGAGCCCAUUGGUGUCUGUGGACAGAUCAUUCCUUGGAACUUCCCUAUCCUGAUGUGGUCCUGGAAGAUCGGUCCUGCCGUCGCGACCGGUAACACUGUCGUCCUCAAGACUGCCGAGCAGACCCCGUUGUCGGCCCUGUAUGCGGCCAAGUUGAUCAAGGAGGCUCAGAUCCCGGCCGGUGUGGUCAACAUCAUCUCCGGUUUCGGUCGCGUGGCCGGUGCUGCCAUCUCUAGUCACAUGGACAUCGACAAGGUCGCCUUCACUGGCUCCACCCUUGUUGGCCGUACCAUCCUUCAGGCCGCGGCCAAGAGCAACCUCAAGAAGGUGACUCUCGAACUGGGUGGCAAGUCACCCAACAUCGUCUUCGACGAUGCGGACAUUGAUAAUGCUAUCUCCUGGGCCAACUUCGGUAUUUUCUACAACCACGGCCAGUGCUGCUGCGCCGGCUCCCGUAUUCUGGUCCAGGAAGGUAUUUACGACAAGUUCGUUGCGCGCUUGAAGGAGCGGGCCGCCCAGAAUAAGGUGGGUGACCCCUUCUCGCAGGAUACUUUCCAGGGUCCCCAGGUCUCGCAGCUCCAGUUUGACCGCAUCAUGGAGUACAUCAAGCACGGUAAGGAUGCCGGAGCUACUGUCGCCGUCGGUGGUGAGCGCCAUGGCACCGAGGGUUACUUCAUUCAGCCCACUGUGUUCACCGAUGUCACCUCAGACAUGAAGAUCAGCCAGGAGGAGAUUUUCGGCCCGGUUGUCACUGUGCAGAAAUUCAAGGAUGCGGAUGAGGCUAUUAAGAUCGGCAACAGCACCUCCUACGGUGAGUUCUUUGAUAUGAGUACCGAUGGCGACAUGUGCUAAUGUUCUUCCAGGUCUCGCUGCUGGUAUCCACACCAAGAACGUCAACACCGCCAUCCGCGUUUCCAACGCUCUGCGUGCUGGAACCGUUUGGGUCAACAGUUACAACAUGCUUUCCUACCAGGUGCCCUUCGGAGGAUUCAAGGAGUCCGGUAUCGGCCGGGAGCUGGGCUCGUACGCCCUCGAGAACUACACUCAGAUCAAGGCCGUGCACUACCGUCUGGGCGAUGCUCUCUUCUAGUCGAAUGUGAUAUGAUGGUGGAAGUCGCGAAGCUCGCUCCGGCGACGAGCUUGGGAUUAUGGGAUUAACGUCUAUUGCAAGUAGCCAUGACUGGUUCAUGUAAAACAAUCAGCAUACGAAUUUACGAUGAGAAUAUAAUUGUUUGUUUCGCC
Molecule: messenger RNA, 1968 nt
Organism: Aspergillus sclerotioniger CBS 115572
Lineage: Eukaryota; Fungi; Ascomycota; Eurotiomycetes; Eurotiales; Aspergillaceae
Product: aldehyde dehydrogenase family protein
Exons: 3
Coding region: 274-1578 (434 amino acids)
Molecular function (GO): aldehyde dehydrogenase (NAD+) activity
Source: RefSeq, a predicted model, not a curated record